Molecule: messenger RNA, 12459 nt
Organism: Cololabis saira (Pacific saury)
Lineage: Eukaryota; Metazoa; Chordata; Actinopteri; Beloniformes; Belonidae
Gene: nfia
Product: nuclear factor I/A
Exons: 12
Coding region: 489-2096 (535 amino acids)
Biological process (GO): regulation of transcription by RNA polymerase II
Cellular component (GO): nucleus
Molecular function (GO): RNA polymerase II cis-regulatory region sequence-specific DNA binding; DNA-binding transcription factor activity, RNA polymerase II-specific
Source: RefSeq, a predicted model, not a curated record
ACCGGGGAAGCAGCUCCUCUCCGCUCCGCCUGUCCCGGGACUUCCAGAGCGGGUACCGAGGAGCCGCGCAGCCCCACGCCGGCCGCAGCGCACCGCAGGGCGGACACUCUUGCUGCCGAGGGCCGCCCCCCGCCGCGGUUCUCCCUAUAACAUGCAGUUAGUCCGGGGGGGUUUCUCAGCCGCCCCCCCUGCAGCUCCAGCCCCUGCUGAUGAACGGAGAUGAGGUCUGGACCUGAACUUCAGCGCUGCCCCCCCCACAGGUCCGGGACGUGCGCGUAACCGCGGAGGGGGGGUCCGAGUAAUACCAGCGGGCUGGACAUGUGAACGCGCCCGGGGGGGCGCCCCGUUUCCCCCCUCCCUCCCUCCUCCCUCCCUCCUCACUCCUUCUUCUUUCUUUUUCUCUUCUUUCCUUUUUUUACUCACUUCAUCGGACAGCGCGCCCACACACACAGACAUAAACACACACGCGCCUCCCGGAGCGGACAGAUAUGUAUUCUCCGCUAUGUCUCACACAGGAUGAAUUCCAUCCUUUCAUUGAAGCCCUGCUGCCUCACGUCCGGGCCUUCGCCUACACAUGGUUCAACCUGCAGGCUCGCAAGAGGAAGUACUUCAAGAAGCACGAGAAGCGCAUGUCCAAGGAGGAGGAGCGCGCUGUGAAGGACGAGCUUCUCAGCGAGAAGCCCGAGGUCAAGCAGAAGUGGGCGUCCCGGCUCCUGGCCAAGUUACGCAAAGACAUCCGACCCGAGUUCAGGGAGGACUUUGUGCUGACGGUGACGGGGAAGAAGCCGCCGUGCUGCGUGCUGUCGAACCCCGACCAGAAGGGCAAGAUGAGGAGGAUAGACUGCCUCCGGCAGGCGGACAAGGUGUGGCGGCUGGACCUGGUCAUGGUGAUUUUAUUCAAAGGAAUUCCUCUGGAGAGUACGGACGGUGAGCGGCUGGUCAAGUCACCGCAGUGCUCAAAUCCCAGCCUCUGCGUUCAGCCGCACCACAUCGGAGUCUCCGUCAAGGAGCUGGACCUCUACCUGGCCUACUUCGUCCACGCAGAAAACAGCCAAUCAGACAGUCCGAACCAGGCCAGUGACUCGGACAUCAAAGAACAGCCAGAGAACGGUCACCUGGGCUUUCAGGACAGCUUCGUCACACCCGGAGUCUUCACGGUGGCCGAGCUCGUACGAGUCUCUCAGACACCCAUCGCAGCAGGAACCGGCCCAAACUUCUCCCUGGCCGACCUGGACAGCUCCUCCUACUACAGCAUGAGUCCCGGAGCCAUGAGGAGACCUCUCCCCAGCACGUCGUCCUCCAGCUCUGCUAAGAGGAUAAAGUGCAUGGAGGAGGACGUGGACAGCCCGGGCGAGGAGUCCUACUACCCCAGCCAGGGCCGGUCUCCAGGCAGCGGCAGCCAGGCCAGCAGUUGGCACGAUGUGGAACCAGCUGGAUAUAAGCUGCGUGGCUCUCUAGCUAGCUCGUUCAUCUCCCGACAAGGGACGCUGUCGCCCGCCGCCACUCUGAGGAAGUCAGAGAGGUCUGGUUUCUGCGGCGUUGCCCCAUCGCCGAGCGGCUCUGCCUCCUCCUCCUCUUCUUCCUCUUCUUCUUCCCCCCGAAUGGCUUUCACACACCAUCACCGGCCCGUCAUUACUGGGCCUCGAGCGAGCCCCCACGCCCCCCCCUCUGGCCUCCACUUCUCAUCCUCCCCCAUCCUGCAGCAGCCCGGCUCCUACUUCUCCCACCCGGCCAUCAGGUACCACCCCCAGGAGACGCUCAAGGAGUUCGUCCAGCUGGUGUGUCCUGACUCCGCCCAGCAGGCCGGACAGGUGGGCUUCCUUAACCCCAACGGUAGCUCCCAGGGGAAAGUCCACAACCCCUUCCUGCCGACGCCCAUGCUGCCGCCCCCGCCGCCUCCCCCCAUGGCCCGGCCCGUCCCGCUGCCGGUCGACGCCAAGCCCCCCUCCACCUCCUCCACCGAGGGGGGGGGCAACUCCCCCACCUCCCCCACCUACUCCACCCCCACCACCUCCCCAGCCCAGCGGUUCGUCAGCGUCGGCCCCCGAGACCCCGGCUUCAACAUCCCUCAGCAACCACAGUGGUACCUGGGAUAAAGACUCCUGAGGCGCCUCCUCCCACCUGAACAACGGACCGCUGCAGUCUCCUCCUCCACCUUUGAUCUUUGAUGCCAGCUGGGAAGAAAGCCCCGCCCCCAUCGCUCCCGCCAGCCCCGCCCCCGGGGUCUGGCUCCGCCCCCACCAGCGCCAUGCAGAGACUCCGUAGCAUCAGCAUGGCUCCAGCAGAUGUUUACCCCCCUCCCUGUGAACUGUGACCCCCACCCUCGUACCCCCAUCCCCAGACGGGGCUCCUGGACCGAGCCUUUGAGCUGGAGCUCCGCGGCCCCAGUCGGUGCCGUUGGUGGCGAUGGAUGGAGAUGGGAGGCCAACCAACACCUCCAACACUCACACAGACCCUCACACGUUUCCUGGGAUGGACCAGUUGACCCCCCCCCCCCUUCCAAGGACAUGGACCAGUGCUCGAUGGGACGAGCCGAUGGGAAGCGGAGUGGGCCCCACCCGACGCCCGCCUGCUUCAGUAUCAUGAACUCCACGUGGAGGCCGCGGGGCGGACAGGGCUGUCGGGUGGGAGUGUGUCGAUGCCGCCGGACGCCGGCCAAUCCCAGCUCGUUUCUGUGGGGGCUUUCGCUUCAUGGCUCAUUGAUUUUUUCUUCUCUCAACUAUCAUUUCAGCUGGUCCCCUCCUCUUCCUCCUCUAUCCAUCCACCAGUCUGGGUGGGGGGCAGAAAGCUCCGGUGUCCGGGGCAGCAGGCAGGCAGGAAAGGGAACUUUACUGGUGGAAUAUCGAUCAUAAGGAAAGUGCAAUUUUGUUGGUGAGGUGUUGGAUAGUUAAAUAUCUUUGUAAGAUAGCCUGUUGAAAACAGUUGUUGAAAAGUAUAUAUAAAUAUAUAUUUUUCUUCCUAGUCCACAAACACCUCUGGGACUCUAAAAUACAGGGGUAAAAAAACACAACAACAGCGUCAGACUAUAACCCUCAGCCUUGUGAAACAAAUGGGGAGCUGUAUUCACUUUUAUUGUUUAGUAAUUGUUGUUUGUUCAUCUUGUAAAGCUCUUAGUUUGAUAGGAUAAUCCCUUUAAGAGAUAUCAUUUAAAACAAUCAGUUUUUAAUGCAUUUCCUGCAGCAAAGUCUGCUUUUGUUUAGUUUAAAACAAAAAAGACAAAAAAAAAAAAAAAAACCGCUAAGCGACUAACUUAUUUUACUGAGCACUUAAUUUUUACUUCUUUUAAAAAAACUGAAAUUCAAGAAGAUUCACUUGAAUUUAAGCUGGAAAAGAAUUGUAUUUCCUCUGCUGGUGAGAUAAUCCGCCCGGCAACGGGCUUCCCUGUGAUUGGCCGGCUCUCCCGGAGGCCCAGCCAAUCCCCAGCACUUCUUCCUACGGUCGGCCAAUGGGCCGCGAGAGGGUAAUCAGGGGGCGUGGUUUAGUCAUGAAGAGGCGGAGCAACUCUGGAAGCUUUUGUCCAAAUGCAACUUGACAUUUAUUGAGCUUCAGUUUUCUUUCCUAUUCUAUUGAUAUAUAUAAAUAUAAAUAUAUGAAUAUAUAAACACAUUCACACACCUACAACCAUCCCGCAUUGAAGAAAAGUGACUUUAAGUGAAAAAUGAUUUAAAAAGACAAAAAAAAUCUGCAUGUUCUAGUGUUAGUGACCGUUUUUUUUCCAUAGAUGAUGUAGUUAAAGAGAUAAAGACACUCUUGUAACCCCAACGCCGGGCACCCCUAGCAGCCGUCGGUUUGUUCAGCCCCGUCGGGGCCUUUUCUAGCGCUAUCGUCUUAGCUUCUCAGCUUUCCCUCCAUUCCUUCGAUUUCCCUUCCUUUCCUCCCAUUUCAUGAAGCAACAGGUCAGUUCUGCUAGCGUUUUACCCGUCUGGUAACGAGUCGCACGUAAUCAGGUGUUCCUCGUCAAUGUGCCUUGAGCUAACGGCUUGAUCCCGGGAGGCUGAGCGAGAGACGGCACGGAGAAGCUGAGUAUUAGCUCUGCCGUCUGCCCCUCCCUCACCUGGAGACGGCUCACAGGUGAAACUAGCUGUAAUCAGAUCCAUCGUCAUGGCCGCCGCCAACAGACGGCGAGGGCCAGUCACGUGAGCAGCAAGUCUGUGGAACUCUGAGGAAGAGCUUUGACCACGAUUAGCCUCAUCUCCAUCAGCAGGUUCACUGCCCCGCUCAUUUAAAGGCGGCUGCAGUUGAUUGAACUUGAGCAGGAAAGCAGAAUGCAACAAAACCCAUGUUUGAGCCACAUUAGGACACAUUAGGAGGGGGGCUUUUUGCAGAUAUCAGUGACGCCAUUUAUCAAAUUAAUCAAAUAUUCCUUCAAAUGAAAGAGAAAUGGACAUUUUAGUACAACAUACUCCUUGGUGUUGCUCUAACUAGUCCAUAUUUGUUUUUGAAGGUUCUGAUGUCAGCCUUGUCUCCGGCAUACAGAGGUUUCUUCACUAUCAUAGAAUCUUUUGAUAUAAUGGACUGUGAAUGAUGAAAUAUUCUUGUUAGUGAAGUAAUAGUCUUGUUGGUCUGUUUGACCAUUUGUUGACACUUUUUCUCAGAUCAGUGAUCCUUCCGAGAGACUCUCCAGGAUGCUUGUCUUAAUGUUUCUAUCCAUGUCACUGACUGGUUGAUCUAUUUAGUUGUCGGAUGUUCCUCCACGUGUUUCUCCGGCAUUUUGUUGCCCAUGACCCAAAUCCUUUGGAACGUGUUAAUGCCAUCAAAUUCAAAAUUUGAAAACCUUUCAUGAAAAAGGAGAAUCUCUCAAUUUUAACUGUUGUAACUAGAAUAUGGGUUUAUGAAAUUUGCAGUUCAUUUUGACACUUUUUGCUCUUCCAUUUAAGACAACAAUCCAUCUGUUUCUGGAACCAGCGUUCAGCGCGUUAAACUAUCAGAACGUUUCAGCAGACAUGAUGCUCAUGUGACUAACCUUCGACCUGCAGAACUGUCUGGUAGAUUUGUUCUUCCUCUCCUUCGUCCCCUGCCAUGACCAUCCCGUCUUUUCCUCGUCUUCCUGUUUUCACUUUUGCUCCGUUUGUUCGCAGAUACGAGUAACAAGGACAUAAAAUAUGCAAUACCUGCUUGCACUCAGACUUAUUUUGUAUCGCUGGCGCUGUUUGUUUUCCUUUCGUCCGGACUUUCAACCAAAGUUAGCGUGCAGAUGACUUUCGUGCUCCGUGGUCAGUCCCUGAAAAUGGUGAAGCCCUGCAGCGGCGCUUACUCCCCCUGACACGAUGUCGGGUCUCUCUUUGAGCCUUAAACUAGUCCAGCGUCUUCAUCUUCAUCACACGGAAACCGGUUCAGACAAGUCGUAGCCCCGUCCUGUGUACUGACUGUCCAGACGGCGGCCUGGCAGCAACUUCAUGCUGUUAUUGUUUCGUUUGUGUGGUGCGUGCUUCCUCUCUGUCUUUGUCCUCGCCUACCCUUCAGCCAUGUUGGGCAUUAACUCUGCACUACCGCCUCGUUUCCACCAGCUUCUCAUACGAUACGUCCAGGAACCACCGUUUUUGUGACGUGACUGAAGAAGUCAUUCCGAUUUUUUCAAAGCAUUAUUUGACACACUGUGCAAGGAUCCAACGCUCGCUAGCACAGCAAACAAAAACUAGCAGGCUUUUGCAAAAGUAACUUCUCGUGGUCGUUUGACUACAUCACAGCAUUUACAAGCGUCAGCAGUUACAAGAAUAGUUUCUCUGUCAUGGCAGAUAGCAACGUUAGUCCUGUAAGCAUUAGCAUCAAGCCUACCCGUCCGUGUCCAACUGUACUUCCUUGCUUCGUACACCAGGGGGCAUGCUCCAUUUUACACUAUGUUUAGACCAAGGAUGAGUGGAAACGGGGCUUGAAUAUGAAAUAAAUAACAAAACAAUACAAUUUCCAGGGCUUAAGAAGAAUGAAGGGAAUGAAAAGAAAAAGUUGCACAGGAAAAAACAAAAAAAAAUAAAGCAGCCAAGUAUCUUAUCGUCAACUUUGGGCUGUUAACAUCAGAACAAAAGUGUUUUUAACGAACAAAAAGUGGAAAAAGUACCUACAAGCAAUAGUUUGGGCGGCGUGUUUUGUGUGUGGUUUAAUUUGUUGCGGCAGCGAUGAUGAGGGGGCGGAGCCACAGGGCCUCGGACGCAUUUCUGUGUUGUAUAGUUUUAUUCUUUACACUGAUUUUAAAGCUCCCCGAUUUUAUAAUGCAGGACUUUUGUAACAUUGAUCAAAUGAGGAAAACUAGUGUUGUGAACUGAUUGUUUGUAUCAAGGCCACUUUUAGAACCUUGUUGUUGUUUUUUUCUUCCUGGGAACUGGAUUUAAGUUGAAAACUUUCCUGUUUCCUCAUUUUCCUGUUUUUAUUUUCUUUUUGUAUGUAUUUAUGAUCAUUUCUUCUGUGGAUGAUUUAGCGUAUUCCUGCUCUUUAGGGCGCUGUGGUGACGAGACCAUUGUAAAUGGAUGUGACGGUAUGCUGUAUGUUUUUGAAGCUAAAUCUGCUACAAAAGUAAGCUUUUUUUUUUUUAAUGCAUCUGAAGAGGUUUAGUUUUAGGCCGGAGACAUAGCCAGCCAAAGGAUGCGCCAACUAGAAAUGCAUCUUGGCAUCUUUAUUUAUUUUAUUUUUUUGUGUUCAUCAUUCCAUGCAGGAAAAUAAACAGCUUGAUUAUGCAACAUGAUUCUUUUUCUUUUCCAUCUGUUUCUUUCUUCACUGCUCCCCCAGCUCCCCCCCCUCCUGGAGCCCAGAGCUCCACUCUGAUCUCUGUCCAUCCUCACAUCCACCGAUACCCAUUGCUUUCAUGCAUCCGAGGAGCGACGAUGAAGGACGGUGUGAUCGAAGUUUCUGCUUUCAAAGAUGUGAUUACACGGGCAGAUCAGCCACUCUAAUGAUCGGUUAAUCUUGCCCUCGCUGUGCUCACCGACAGCUUGAUCAUUGGCCCUUUGCAUCAUCUGAAAAUAUAAAGUAAUGUCCGUCACGGUUUCUUUGCUCUCAGAUCAUUAAACUCUGAGCUGUUUGGAUUUUUGGCGGGUUAAAUUCUAUAGAAAUGCAGAAGGGUUGUCAGUACGGCUGCUGCCUGUUGUCCUGUUUGUUUGCUAUGAAGCAGCUCUGAGUUUGUGCGCAGCUCAUUGGCCAGUUGCAUAGUUUUAACAUGGGAUACAGCAGGUGCUGUGAGGGCCAGGCGUGGCCCAAAAACCCCCAGGAAAAUGAGGAUUUGGUUCAUGUCUGGUGGGUGUGUGGCCAGGUUGAGUCAGCCGCACUCACCUUGAGUCGUCUCGGCCGGGCAACACACCCCCUGGGGCCCAACAAGCCUGUAGAUAUGGGCCGAGUUCGGGACAGACACCCUGCUGUCUGGGAAACCUCUCCAAGGUCAGGGCUGAUUUGGACUUCAUCUAAUUACCAUGUCUCGGACAGUAACAAAACUUUGAGAAGAACCAAAAGUUAGAUUUCUACCUAAACGGGAGGAAAGUUAUUGAAAUGAAGCAGAAGCUCCGAUCACACUUUGAUGGGAAGUUUUGGAGGGAAAAUCCAGGCAGAAUUGAAAAGUUGCACCUGCAGGCGGACUGAAAUGUGUUUUUCUACGGCCAAAGCCGACACCAAUGAGGGGUUUUGAAAGAAACCAUUGGGCCAGUUUUUCUCUUUUCCUCUCCAUAAGAUAGAUAAAAUGGUCGACAGUUAGCAUACGUCCAUAUAUUAUCUGCGCUUCAUUAUAUCCCAUUCAGGGUUACGGGAAACUGCUGGAGGCUGUCCCAGCUGUCAGUGGGGGAAAGCCAGACUGUGCUCUGGACGGGUCUCCGGUCCUCUUGAACCAAGGGGUGGGGUCUCGUGUGUGUCACAACGCCUGACUGGUAAUCGUGAGGUGUUACCAGACACUGGCCGUGCUGAUUGUUGAAACAUGGUUGAUAAUGGCCAACCUCUGCUCUGGCUGGCUGCAGGAAUCAUGCAUCUCCAACCCAGAGCCUUGACUCAUCCAGAACCCUGACCAAAGCCCUGAACCCUGAACCACAACUUGGAGCGCUCAAACCCCCCCCCCCACUUCCCUUCGACAGCUCACCUUUGGAUUUGAAGACUUCUUCGUUCUUCGUCCUUCUUCGUUCCACCAGGAAACAGGGUUGGACGAAGGCUUUAACGCCUUUGUCGUUGUUACACGUGUCCAAAUACUUCUGCUGAAAUGUCACCCGCACCCCCACAAACCUCCCCUCCACACACCCAUCCCAACCACCGCCACCACCAACAAACACCUUCCUCAGAGCGGGCGGCUGUGGGAGUCGGGGGUCACCGGACCCGCGUAGUAGACCAGGGUACUUUUACUCCCCUGGACAAAAAACUGCAGUGGAAGGACGACUUCUGUCAGCGCGAGCUGGACAACAGAUGGCACCAUUUUAGGGAGACGAAGGAGAGUCAUGGGCGAGGGGGCAGGAAUCACGGCAUCACCGCUCCUCCAAAGAGACUUUCAUCCGACGUAAACCCGAGUCAUGGUGCUAACGGAGCGCUACUCGAGCCCUAGCUAACAGAACGCUAACAGAGUGCUAAUGGAGGUGAACUGCGACCAGACAGACUCCCAUCAUGCUUCCCCACAGCAGUCCGAUCUGCAUGAGAACUAUGCACUGACUGAAAAUUCAACAGCCAGACGUGCGCGCGGCGCGGCUCACGUGCAUGCGUGGACUUUGGUUUGAUUCGGUUUGUGAAAACUUCAGCCUCUGCCUUCUUUUACUUCCAGAUCCCAGCUUCUACAGACCGAGUAACUCCAAAAGAAAUGAAAAAUAAGAACAAACCAGCAUAUUCCACAUGAUAUACUGAAAAAGAUCAAAUGUAGUGCCUGUGAAAACCUGUAUUAUACUGCUCUUCUGAAUUAUUGUUUGUAACUGUUGACAUUUCUGAACACCAGUAGCCUUUCUGUCUGUCAGGCCUCUCUGAUUAUAACUAAUGUACAAUAAUCAUAAGAUAUAAGUGCAUGCUCUUCCAAGAUCGCCUAGUAAACUCAUACGGAGACGACAAAUGUGAAAAAAAUGAUGAAAACGAGACAUUCUGUUGUUUUUUGGUUUUUCUCUUUUCUUUUUCCUCCUCCAGGCCUCAAACUUCAUCCCCACCCCCACCUGGACUCUUUCUUGUUUUAUUUUUGUUGUUAUUAAAACUCAGAGAUGCGAUGCUUCCAUGACGACUGCCCCGGGCCACCAGCGGCCCGCCACGGCUUCGCAGGGUUUCAGACCGACAAUCUCCAGCUAACGUUACCAUGAGCAUCCACCCAGCUGGUCUCAACCCCUCCACACAGACCCCAGACCCCCACCAACCCACACAUCCAUUGACCAGCAGGCUGAGAAAUCGCCGCAUGGCUCUGGGUGAAUCCUCCCCCUCCUCCUCCCAAUCGAUAGUCUCGGUCUUCUUUUCUGCAGCGCUCAGCAUUAUCUAGGACCCCCACCCCUCAUCCACCCCCUACUUCCUCCUGGAGCCUCCUCUACACCUCACCCCACCCCCAGGACUUCAAAUGAGUAGGAUUAGAAAAGGUUUAGAAAGAGAAAGCGGUAUUAGCACCUGUGAGACCCCCCCUCCCACCCGGUCCAGGCCAGCUGGGGUCGAUCGGCUCGUCUAGCUCACCUCCAGUGGCUCCUCGGCAUUCGACUCGCUGCUGUCGAUGCAGCUCAGCUCUUUGAAACUAUACAGCUUCUUCGACUCGUGCGACUCUUUUAGGUAGAAAACUUCAGGUGGACAAACUUUACUGAUGACCUCGCUGUUUCCGUUAAAGGACAAUGCCACUGUUUGUCUGCGCACUGCUGCUGAGGAUCUUCCUCCGAUUUGUCAAGUUUUUCCGUUCGGCUGCGGAUCAGAUGUUAUUUGAAGAUUUGGAAACAUAUUAUGCCCCUUUUUCAAAGGUUGACACAAUCUUCUAAAUUCUUAAUCUGUAGCUAACAAGCAACUCAGACCCGCCAGUCACUAAAAUUCAAAGGUUAAAAGUACAGCUGCUGCCCAUUAGCGGUUGUGGCUGUGGUUAUUAUGUACGCAUGGGUUCGCCUGUUGCUACAAAACACUCCUGAAUCCGGGGUCAGAUGACAGCGUUCAGGGUUUUUUUUUAAUCACACAAUGUAGCACACCAAACAAAGAGGAAAAGGAUCUUAGCAUUAACACUAGAACUACCACUUCUGCCGAAACAAAACACAAUCCAACUCCAAAAAGCUAAGUGAACAUGUCAGAAUGCAGUGUGCUACAGAAAACCACCACCAACGACCAGCUGCUACAUGCUACCAACACUAGCUUACUAGUGGUUGAAAGCCGAGACUCCACAGGUUGUAACGAUGUAGAGAGAUGACCACUCUGAGACAAAAACCCACAGAGAUAGCUGUCCAAAACCAACAAACACAAUCACAUUCUGCAGUCUUGGAGUUGUUUUAAACCUGUGACAAAAGAAAACAUUAGCUAACUCCAAAUAAGAUCUUCAUGAGGUGUUGACAAACUGCUAACUAGCUCUUGUAUCAUAAUGACAUUAACUGUUGAAAGUGGCAUUGUACAUAUAAAGACAUUCUUACCUGUUAGUUAAUGCUUCUCGUACCACAAAGGUUUUUUCAUCUCUCUAUUCUGGUGGAUUUUAUUCAAUGUUUUAAUCAGAGUUGUACAGCCAUGUAGUCGUCAUAGACUAAUCAAAGUGAGGAAACUCUUGGAGAUAUCACCCAUAUGUUUCUGAAGAGUGAUUUUGAAGCCGUUUUACCAUUUUACUGCACAACACUAUGUUGGUAGGAAGAGACUCCGCCCAACCCGGUUAAUCCAGGUCUGGAACCUGCCUGGAAAAUAGCACCAUUAGCUCAAAUAAUGCAAGAUCAAAGGAGAUUAAUUUAUCAUUGGAUCCACAGUGGUCUUUAGUGGUCAGUAGAGGAACUGCAGGUCUGAUCCAGACUCUAGUGGUCAGUAGAGGAACUGCAGGUCUGGAUCCAGACUCUAGUGGUCAGUAGAGGACCUGCAGGUCUGAUCCAGACUCUAGUGGUCAGUAGAGGAACUGCAGGUCUGGAUCCAGACUCUAGUGGUCAGUAGAGGAACUGCAGGUCUGGAUCCAGACUCUAGUGGUCAGUAGAGGAACUGCAGGUCUGGAUCCAGACUCUAGUGGUCAGUAGAGGAACUGCAGGUUUCUUAAUUACUGUGUAGUGAGUUGACAGAUGGUGGGGAGGGUUGAUUGGUGGAAUGGUGGGUUUGCGUCAGAAGAGAUGAAGCUCCCUAUUAGUAGUAGUAUUCCAUAAAUUAAAUGAUUUAGCAGUCGGUCAUUUACCUAAAUAAAGAAGAUUAACUUUUGUUACAUUUAGCAGAGCGUUCAGCACUUGGUGGUCUCCUUGAUAAGAAGCUACAUGAUGGGGUGAGCUUCCAUAUUUUUCAGGACCCAUUGAAGGUCAUUGAAGCCGACGCCUUUCUUAAAACCCCCAUCUGCUCUGAUUGGUCAGUCGCAGAGGUCUGAUUCAAUGGCUCCGCCCAGUGCAUCUGCAAUAGUACAAGUUCCCAGAUGAAGGAUGAAUCUGCAAUUUGUGCUUGCUUUUGUUUUUUGUUUUGGAGUGAUAAUAAGUUAAGGAUGUUACCAAAAUUGAUAAAUAAACAUUAAAAUGAAUUUACAGCUAAUUUAACCAGUUGUCAUGAGUAAAGUUUAAUGUCUAAAAAAUGAAAUGUAAUCAAAAGGUAAAAUUAAGGAAACUCAUUUGUUGACUUUUAAAAUGUAACAUACAAAACAAUGGCAAUGUCCUUUAACAAAAUAGAAUAGUAUAGAAUAAAAUAGAAUAGAAUAGAAUAAUUUUCCACAUAUAGGAUUUUUUUAUUACUGUGUUGAAUUUCUUGCCAAACUAAAACCAGGGAUUCAUGUAUUACGAUUUUUAAAACUGCCCUCCUGUUUUCCAGCCUGUUGAUGUUUUGAUUGUUUGAUAUUAUCUCUAACAGACAUAAUCGAUCGGUCUGAUUAGCUUUUAUGACGUUUCUCUCGUUGCCUUUUCUUCCGGCCCUCUGGAGGUGGUGCUAAACGCAGCUAAACCACGACAAUCUCGAGGAAGGAGAGCUUUAUCUUUAUCUUAACCUGCGCACAGGUGGGUGGGCUGUGACCCGUAGCAGUCUGAGUCAUAUGUACGUAUCUCAUCAUCCCCUUCUCACCAUGAUCACCUGACCUUCAUCCUCAGCAGAACUGACUGAUACCUUGUGCCUCGACAACUCUUUUAUGGAAUAUGGCGCCGUUUUCUGCCUCUGCUCCGGGUCAGCGACCUGGUGUCACCAGAUGUUCAGUGUGAACCUGUUUCCAUUAGUUAUGUGAUGUGCCGUCAUCAUCCAUUUUAUGUUUUCUGAAGCUGUGAUGUCGCCCUCUGUUGUCACUCUAUGGUACUGCUUUUUUUCUCCCAGUUCUCCCCUUCUGCAAAUGUUGUUUCCAUUGAACUGGUGAACUGUACACCCUUCCCCACCCCAUGUUCACGCAGACUCAAUUUACUGGAAGCAAGAUGUGCAUUUCCU